This is a messenger RNA of Trichosporon asahii var. asahii CBS 2479, 1041 nucleotides long. RefSeq lists its product as uncharacterized. NCBI's taxonomy places the organism in Eukaryota, Fungi, Basidiomycota, Tremellomycetes, Trichosporonales, Trichosporonaceae. Bases 1 to 1041 code for a protein of 346 amino acids. The record is from RefSeq and is a predicted model, not a curated record. The transcript has 5 exons. Gene Ontology annotation, biological process: attachment of mitotic spindle microtubules to kinetochore; meiotic sister chromatid segregation; homologous chromosome segregation. Gene Ontology annotation, molecular function: protein binding; microtubule site clamp. Gene Ontology annotation, cellular component: nucleolus; chromosome, centromeric core domain; monopolin complex.
AUGUCAGGCACCAAAGUUGCGAAACGAGGCAAAGAGAACGCUCCACCUAAGACCGACCCUGCCAUCGACGAUGCCGGCAGUAGUACGUCGUUUGGUAAAGAUACAGCAGCUGACAGUAGCUUCCGAAGAGUCUUCGAAACGGAAAGUAAGCAAGCCUCUCAAAUCCUCGAAAGGCGAUGGCAACGGCGAACAGGGUGGACUCGCGGCCCAGAGCGAGACAGACUAAAGAAAGAGAGAGACGCGUUUGCCAAGCAACUAGAGGAACUGUCACGGCUACGACAGACUGAACAAGAAAUCAUCUUCGAGAGAUACAAGAAAGAGGCGGAUGAGCGAGCGAAGCUGCAAGCGAAAAUGAUUGAGACGGCGACUGCUCUGGACGAGAAGCGUGUUUCGAAGAUUUCGGAACUGGAGAAGCUCGUGAAAGAGCAGCGGGAAGCUCUAGGGAAGGCGCACGAUCGCCUGGAAGCAGCGGCCGCCGCGCCGUCAUUGGACUCCAAAAUCGAUGGAAAAGGGGUUAAGGACUUGCGGGAAGAAGUCUACAAGCUUCGCAAGGUCGUGAAGGAGAGGGAUGAACAAGUUGACCUCGAAGCUGAGAUCCAGCACACCCAACAGCUGCAAGAAGCGGCUUCGAAGGCGCCUGCUCCCGCCGCUCCGCCGCCCGCGGAAGACAGCGAAAAGGACGCUCUGAGCCUGGGACUGUACGAGGACCUUAGCGGCCUCGCAAUUCUCGGUGUUUCGGUGAAGAAGACGCAGAAAGGUCGGGAUGUAACGUUCAAGUGCAUGCAGACGUACGAGGAUAGAACACUUGCCUUCAAACUCCGAUCGUUCAACGAGUUUGAUCGGGAGGCAAACAAGUGGGUGAAGAACGUAGCUCUCAUUCCGGAAAACCUCCACAACGAGACGGACAAGGCCUUUGUGAAGCGUUUGGGCCCGUUCGCUAAGGGCUUCUGCAUCUCCCGAGACCAGUUGCCAGCGGCGUGGGAGCAGUUGAGGAGUAGGAUGAGCCGAGAGGGGCAGUACCGCGACCCGGAACAGCGAUGA